Molecule: messenger RNA, 279 nt
Organism: Symbiodinium sp. CCMP2456
Lineage: Eukaryota; Dinophyceae; Suessiales; Symbiodiniaceae
Source: the annotation of a GenBank genome assembly
GCGUGUCUUUGCUACGAGUUGUCACAAGCGGGCGUCAACUUCGAGCCUCAGUGCUCGCUACCAAUCCGCUACGGAGACGCAACGAUAGAGGGAGGGCUGAGGCUCGAUCUGCUCGUUGAGGGCAAGGUGAUCGUCGAACUCAAGUCAAUCGAAACGUUGCUUCCUAUCCACGAAGCCCAGUUGCUCACCUACAUGAAGCUGGCGAACAAACGCCUCGGCUUCUUACUCAACUUCAACACUGUCCUCUUACGCGAUGGCAUGAAGCGGCUCGUCCUCUAA